AGUCCUCUGUACCCGGCGCUGGUCUGGGCGUUUGGGCCAAAACCUGUAUUGUUGCUGGUGAGAGGUUCGGACUGCACAGCACGCUGCAUCAUGAGGCCACGGGCAAAGACGGCUCCUUCGGAUGGGAGAUGAUGAAUGACCAUGAUGAAGCCUCCCCUGACAGCUGCAUCAAAAAGGUGGUAGACGACAUGGGCAACGUGAAAUUUGCGUUGGACACAGGCCUGGAUGCCACCGGCAACAGCUGGCUCAAAUACGUCCGCUCUGCCCCGUCAUUUGAGGAGCAGAACCUCGCCGCCUGUCACCUCACCGGAGACCAGAUUUAUUAUAAAGCUGUCCGGGACAUUGAAGCAGGGGAGGAGCUCUUGGUGUAUAUGAAGGACGGUAUUUUCCCCGAGGGAUCCAUGGCACCCAACCUACAAGACGAGCAGAUGUACCGCUGUGAAGACUGUGAUGAACUGUUCUCCUCAACACUCGAGCUGCGGCGGCACCAGAAGUACUCUUGCUCCAGUACCGGCUCCAUCUUUGAAACACUCAGAGAGGACUUCAAGCAGGAGCGCGAGGACAGCGAUGAGCCUGUCCACGAGUGUAAAGACUGUGAAAAGAUCUUCCCGAAUGAGUACAGUCUGGGACAACACAUGAUAGUCCAUACAGAGGAGCGGGAGUAUAAAUGCGACCAGUGCCCCAAAGCCUUCAACUGGAAGUCCAACCUCAUACGUCACCAGAUGUCACAUGACAGCGGCAAGCGCUUUGAGUGUGAAAACUGUGAUAAGGUUUUCACAGAUCCUAGCAACCUGCAGCGCCACAUCCGCUCCCAGCACGUGGGGGCACGCGCUCACACGUGUCCUGAGUGUGGCAAGACCUUUGCCACCUCAUCAGGCCUCAAGCAGCAUAAGCACAUCCACAGCAGUGUCAAACCCUUUAUCUGCGAGGUGUGCCACAAGUCCUACACCCAGUUCUCCAACCUCUGCCGCCACAAACGCAUGCAUGCUGACUGCCGCACCCAGAUCAAGUGCAAGGACUGUGGGCAGUUGUUCAGCACUACCUCCUCCCUCAACAAGCAUCGCCGCUUCUGUGAGGGCAAAAACCAUUACGGCUCUCCAGCAGGGAUGUUCAACCCUGGCAUCCCCAUGAGCUCUAGCCCCAUCAUGGCCAAGGCCAAGUCCCACCACCCCCACCUUUCAGGUCUAAGCCAGUCAGGUUUAGGCUUCACUGACUACUUUCCCUCCCGACCUCACCAUCACGCUGGCUUGCCCUUCUCCCCAGGACCCCACGGCUUCCCCUCCCUCCCUCAUGGUUUCCCAGGUAUCUUCUCCCCGUCACUGUAUCCGCGACCACCUUUAUUGCCGGCUAGUCCGUUGCUUAAGAGCCCGCUGGGCAGCAGCAGUCAGGAGGUGAAACUGCCUCGGAGUCCACUAGAUGCCCCUCCACUGUCCCUGGUUAGCUCCACAAACAGCAAUGGAGGCAACAGUUUGAGUCAGCUGGAAGACAAAGAGAAAGAGAACAAACUGGAUUUGUCUUCUGGAGAAGCCAAACCAAAAUCUAAGAUGGCAGACAUGUCUGAUGGCAGUGACCUUGAAGAUGUUAACACCACAAGUGGGACAGAUUUGGACACCACCACUGGUACUGCUUCAGGUGAUGGUUCUGACCUCGAGAGCGAUGGGGAGAGUGAACGUGAGCGAAGUGGUAAAAGGAGGAAGCCGUCUGGGGCCAUAUCAAGUCAAGAAGGCCACCAGUUAGAAGACACGAACAGUGCGUUGUUAUCAGCCGUGUCGAGUUCUGGGAACUUCACUAUUGAUCGUCCCUUUUUUUCUUCGGCAGCAUCCCAGCACUCCUUUUUCCCUCCCCCUGAUGAGCAAGCCCUCCCGCCCACCCACACAAAUGCCAAUGCAGCCACCACAGAUUCCAUCAAAGCCAUCGCCUCCAUUGCUGAAAAAUAUUUUGGUCCAGGUUUGAUCGGUCUCCAUCAGGAGAAGAAGAUGGGUCCAUUGCCCUACCAUUCCAUGUUUCCUUUUCAGUUCCUGCCCAACUUCCACACCUCCCUCUAUCCCUUCAGCCCUGAUCGACUCAACCCUAACAUGCUCUUUAAGGCAGAGCCCAAGUCACCUCGCGAACAGCUGCACAAGAUGGUUUCUGGUCCCCCAGGAGCUCCUGCUUCCACAGGGGAGUCACCAUUUGACCUCACCACAAAGUCCAAGGAGAUCAAGUCAACUCCUCCCACCCCAACAAACCCCUCAAACCCCAACAGUAGUACUGGCAGCAGUAGUGGACCUUUAGCAAUAUCUAGCAGUGAAGAACAGCCAUUGGACCUCAGCAUUGGUGGCCGGAGCCGAGGUGGUCAUAACGGUGUGGCAGCUGAGCCACAAAAUAGAAAGAACCACAUCUUUGGAGUUGGAAAGGGGGUCUCUGUCAAGGACGAAAGCCCAGUUGGGUUUCCACACCCCCAUUCCCAGUCGUUGCACCAAUCCUCCCUCGCCCAGCACCAGCAGCAGCCCCAGGCACAGCCACACCAGCCACCACCCCUGCACUACGCCAAGCCCUCAGCAUUCUUCAUGGACCCCAUAUACAGGGUGGAGAAGAGGAAGCUACUCGACCCCGUAGGAGCUCUGAAGGAAAAAUUCCUCAGGCCCUCACCACCACUUUUCCAUCCACAGAUGUCAGCGAUGGAGAACAUGACAGAGAAGCUGGAGAGCUUUGGCGCUCUAAAACUGGAUGCGCCACCCAAUUCGCUGCAACACUCAGCUCAUCCACUGUUCAACUUCCGCUCACCGCCACCCUCUCUCUCAGACGCCAUCCUCCGCAAGGGCAAAGAGCGUUACGCCUGCAGGUACUGUGGGAAAAUCUUUCCUCGUUCGGCAAACCUCACCAGACACUUGCGGACUCACACGGGGGAACAACCCUACAGGUGUAAAUACUGUGACCGCUCAUUCAGCAUCUCAUCCAAUCUUCAACGCCACGUUCGCAACAUCCAUAACAAGGAGAAACCCUUCAAGUGUCACCUGUGCAACCGCUGCUUUGGUCAGCAAACCAACCUCGACCGCCAUCUCAAGAAGCACGAGCACGAGAACAUUCCUGUGAGCCAACAGUCCGGGAUGCUCUCCAACCUAGGAACCACCAUCUCCUCCCCAAACUCCGAGCCAGACAAUCAUGCACUUUUAGAUGAGAAGGAGGACUCGUACUUCUCAGAAAUCCGCAACUUCAUUUCCAACAGUGAGAUGAACCAGGCCUCCAGCUCCACGGAUAAGAGAUCAGACCAGGCUGAGGAGGAACGCCCACCCAGCCACAGUUUGUCCAACUCCAAGCUGAGGCUCCAGGGGCUGGAGGAGGAGGAGGAGGAAGUGGAGGGUGACGAUGAGGAGGAGGAGGAAGGCAGCCUGACGGAGAAGAGUCACGACGAGGCGCCCGAGUCCCCGUCACCCGUCACAACAGGAGUGUAUGAGGAGGACGAGGAGGAGGAAGAGACGGAGACGCCUCCAUUAGCUAUGAGCUAUGAACACACUCGCAGGUGUAUAGAGGAGGGCUCUCUCUUGGACCUGGAGGGUCUGCCCAGCUUUCCCAAGAGCCUGGAGGGGUUACGUAAAGCAGCCAGUGAAGAGCAACCCUUUGAUGUUAAAGACAUAUUUAACACUUCACUAGAGUCGGAGGCAUUGAAAGAAACUUUGUACAGGCAGGCUAAAACCCAGGCUUAUGCAAUGAUGCUGUCUCUCUCGGAGAACAACCCUUUGCACGCGCCCUCCCAGAACUCUCUGGACGCUUGGCUGAGCAUGGGAGGUGGACCGUCUGAGACGAGCAGCUUUCACCCGCUCAACCACAUCUAGACGACAGAGAGAGUUAGAGGGGAAGUGGGAGGAAGAGUAGGAGGGACAUUAGUUUCGCAAAUGGAUAGAAACAAGAGAGUGAUUGGACAUGAGUUGUGAGAAAGGUGGAGGCCGGAGAAGAAUUUAAUGUCACAUACAUUCAAGAUAGAAAGAAUAUGUUUGUGUGGAUGUGUGUGUUCAUUGUGUGUGUGUGUGUGUGUGUGUGUGUGUGUGUGUGUGUGUGUGUGAGAAUGAGGAGGGAGAGAUUGUCAUUAGGUGAGGCGACUCUGUCAAAAAGAAAGCACUGCUAAGCUCCUGUUGAUGUGAAGGACAUGAUGAAUGCUUCUCAACAGCAUUAAAACUCUGCAUUACUCUGAUCCUCCCCAAGUCCACAAGGCUCACUCCAGCACCACGGAGACCCUGCAUAAGGCUCUCAUAAAGACACUUAAUGACUAGUACGUCUCUAAAGUCUGUGUACACCUCCGACUACAAGCACUGCAGCAUCAGCACUGCAUUAGCACUGCAUAUCCACAAGGUGGUGCUGUUUCACCAGGAACAUAGUGGGCGCGUGCACUAUUGUCUCCAGGUUUCCCCCACCAGUCAUGGAUCUGACUGAUCUUGUUUCAGUUUUAACUGCAGAAUCAACAAUAGCACCACACUAAAUGUUACUUGAGGAAAUGACGGUUCCUGAUGAUUUUUGAAUGAUUACAUGGAAAAUGAUGUUCAAUGUUCAAUUGUGCACAGCAACUGGUGAUUUUGAUGAGCUAUCUGGGACACUAGCCAUUGUAAUUGGUUACCCAAUUUGAUCAUGACGAAAAUUAAUUUUAAAUCAUACUCAAAAAAUGAGGAAAGUCUUUCUCCGCUUGUUUAUUUCAUCGUCAUUUGUUAAUUUUAUUUGCUUUCUCUCCUCUUAGAUACCACAGUAUUGUUUUGUUGUAGGCACCACAGUGCUAAAUUGUUAAUAUAAUUAUUUUAGAGAAGGACCAAAAUUGUAUGAUAUUGUCAUAUGAUGUACAAAAUAACCUAGGUGUUCAUAGCAAGAGUGGUAUGUGCCAAAUAACCCAUAGAAAAUGUUUUGUUCUCUGACAAUCAUUUCAUUUCCAAGGGGCUUGCAUUUGCUGUCAUAGUUGUUUUUUUUCUUAUACGCUCUUAUAUAUUUGAUUUCAGAAGUGUGUAUGUAUUUAUUUUUGGUUGUUUCAUCAUGACUGGAGGAGUGACAAUGAAGACAUGUCAUUUUAUCCCUCUUUUCUUGAUACUGAAGGAAUGAACGUCUAUCAGAACACAAAGGAGAUUCUGAAUCUCUGGUUUUGAUGCGUUAGUGUGCCAAAAUGGAAAGAACCCAUGAAAUUAAUUGUUUUUAUUUAUAGUGAAAGAUAGCUGUAGUUAGUUUUAGAUCCUAUUUGGCAUUGUAACGUCCUGCAGUGUUUAGUUUUUUUCCCAGUUCAGCCAUUUUACCCAGUAUGCUGAAUGUGACUUGUUCAGAUUGGUUCAAGUAUUAUUGGGGAGGGGCAGACUUGGACAACUUUCACUAUAUGAAUGUCAGAAAAGGGCAUUAUGUUGUCAUAUUAUUGAAUCUGACUAGUUUCUACCACAUCCAUUUCCUCUCUGUUUUUCAUUUCAUACAUGGAGUGUUAACAAUGAAUAUUCCUUUUGAAAUGAGCUGGUCCAAAUGUCUAAAAACACACAGUCACUUCUGCAUGAACAUCUCAUUGUCGCUCCAUUGCAGCGACAAAAUAGCUGGUCAUGCAAGCAUGAAGGCAAGGACUCAUCAAACAACAAAAAAAAAGAGAGUAAACUUAACCACAGAUGGUGGUAAAAAUGGAUUUUGUAAUUAUGCUGAUUGGUCCAAUAAUGUCUAGUUAAUCCUGGACACAGAAAACAGAAACACUUGAUCAUUUAACUUUAUUUUCCCCGUUCUUCUUCUGAGAUGAUACUAAAAACUCAUUCCAUGAGGUCUAAAAGGUAGCUGUGCCGUGGAGGGCAUGAGUCAUUUACUGUAGAUAACUGUAGAUAGCUGCAGGAGCGGGGGGGUGAGCACUGUUGAUCAUUGUUGCCUUGGUCCUCCCAGCGUACUGGGACUCUCAGAACUAGGCCUGAUGCUGUAUUAUUCUUUCAAACUAGUACUUAAACCAAGUGGGUCCAAGCCAUAAAUUGAUCAGGCUUAGGUCUCUAGAUCGUAGAACACAAACCUUUUCACUCUAGUUUCACUUUCAGUAGAUGAGCAACUCGAGCUCGACAUUGAGAGAAAAAGAAAAAUCUGAAACAGAAGCACUGUAAUUUUUACUCACGACAGCAGGUGGUAGUGUGAUGCUAGGACUGCUGCAUCAUCUCAUUUUUCUAAAGACAGAAGUCUUUUUUAUAAUUCUACUGAAUGAGAUUUCAUUCAUGGUAAACACAUUGUUUUCCCAAGUCGUGGUUAUGAAAUGUAAAGACUUGGGUUGCUACGUUUUUAGGUUGACUAUAUGUAGUAAUUCAUGUCAUGGACUACUGUAAUAAGUACGCGCUGUGUAAAGCAAAGGAAUUGAAGGCAUUGAAGUAUUCCAUUUUGCCAACUUUAGAAAGUAUUCUGGCAGAUGGUCGCUGAAAUAUGUUUCAGCAUAAUAGAACAUGGUUGCUGUUUUCCCCCCACUGUUACAGGAGAAAGUAAAAAAUAUACAUAUUGUUUCUUUUUAACUGUAUAGUAUUUUAAAGAAUGAAAACAAUGGUGCAUUUGUCUGAAGAAAAAAAAAUCAUUGAAAAAUAUGGGUUUAAAUGGAUGGUGCUUGUUUUGUUUGAAUCUGAGUUGUAUAUCGCCUCUGUUAUGUUUAUUGAAAACAAACAAACAAAAAAAAAAGAUAUUGUGCAUGACGUGUUUAGCAGUCAUAAUGAUGUCCAUUUGUGAAAUGUGUAUCAAAUCAAAAAAUGAGAAAAAAAGAAAAGAAAAAAUAAAUCCGUAGAUGCACUUAUUGUACAUGUGGUUAGUCUGGUAGGUUUGACUUCAAGUUCUUGACUGCCUUACAGAAGUUUGGGCAGGCGGCUCUGAAAGACAUUAGAAAAGACUUGUGGGAGAAGACAUAAUGAAAAACAAUAAAGGAUUGUAGAAUAAUAUUGAACAAUUCUGAAAAUUGCAGUUCUUUUGAUGCUUGUGAUUAUUGAAGAUGUACUUUAGAGAAAUUUCAUUGAAAAGAUAUGACUCUGAUGUUAAUUCUGUAGAAUAGCAAUGUAUACCAAAAUGUAAUCUUUCCAAUGCUAUGAAGAAUUUAUACAUGAAAUUGAUAUGCAAUAAAACCUGUGUGCUUUUUAAA
Molecule: messenger RNA, 7078 nt
Organism: Centropristis striata (black sea bass)
Lineage: Eukaryota; Metazoa; Chordata; Actinopteri; Perciformes; Serranidae
Gene: prdm16
Product: PR domain containing 16
Exons: 16
Coding region: 129-3815 (1228 amino acids)
Biological process (GO): regulation of transcription by RNA polymerase II
Cellular component (GO): nucleus
Molecular function (GO): RNA polymerase II cis-regulatory region sequence-specific DNA binding; DNA-binding transcription activator activity, RNA polymerase II-specific
Source: RefSeq, a predicted model, not a curated record